This is a messenger RNA of Amyelois transitella, 1277 nucleotides long. RefSeq lists its product as uncharacterized. The coding region runs from base 100 to 789 and encodes 229 amino acids. Lineage: Eukaryota; Metazoa; Arthropoda; Insecta; Lepidoptera; Pyralidae. The record is from RefSeq and is a predicted model, not a curated record. The transcript is spliced from 3 exons.
GCAACACCAUCCCCACCUCACAGCCGCCCGGUUGGAUCUCGUCAUUCCGUGUUUUCGUGCUCAAGCCUUCGCACGUGUACUACUAUUUUCGAAAUCAUUAUGCCGAAUAAAAGGAAACGUGACAGCAGCAGUGAAAGAAUCCACAAGAAAAUAAAAAAGCUUAAAUCACAAUUAAAAGAAAAAUCAAAUAAAAAACGUAGGCGUUUAAUUAUUUACUCGGACAGCGACAACUCAGAUUAUGAACAAGAAGGAGCCGAUUUAAUUCACAGUGCUAAUGACGUACUGUCAAGCCCUACUACAACGAAUUCCAAUGAAAUACCCUCAACUUCCCAGGCAGUGGAGAAUACAGAUUCAGAAUUAGACAACGAAAUUCUUGUUCUAUUGGGUAGCGCUCCUAAAAUUGAUAAUAAGUUUGGCAAACCAACCCACAAAGACUUGGCGUCUAGAUGGCAAGACAUCCUGUCGAAAGGGCUUUCCAAAGAUGAAAAAGAUAGAUUAUUAAAUGAAUAUUUAAUACCCGAAAAUUGUGAUAUGCUUGUGGCGCCAUCGCUUAACGCGGAGGUAAAGGUCGCAUUAGCCGACAAUAUGGUAAAAAGAGACUCUUCUCUAUUAGCUAAACAAAAACAGUUAUCUGUAGCUAUAGCUGCCAUUAAUCAAGCAAUUGAAAUGACAAUCUCGAAAGAAAGUCACACAAAAAUUUUAAAACCGCUGAGCGAUGCAUGCGAUUGCUGUGUGAUAGUCACUUCAGUGAUACGAGAACACGCCGUGGAUUUGUUAUAUCUUCGAUAAACCAGGAACUUAGAGAAACUCUUACGGAGUCAACCCGAGACAAAUUACUUUUCGGAGAAAACAUAUCUGAAAAAUUAAAAUCAGCAAAGAAUAUAAAGAGGUCGGCAGCCGAUCUUAAACAGAUCAAAAAUGAUAGGUAUAACAUAUUUAAUAAAAAUAAUUUUAUUAAGCCGAACAAAAAUUCCAAAGCUCGUUUAAACUGGAAAACGAUGCCUCGGAAGAUAACUCCCAAGACGGAAUCGGGCAGAACGCGCCAACGCCAGACUUCGGCCAACGACUUUCAACAGCGGGGACGUCGAGAUCGGGAGACAUCGGAGCGAACAGGGAGCAACAGGAGGCGCUAAAAGAGGUUGUCCCACAACAUGAACCAGACACUCAUUUUAGCUGCCGUGAAAUUAUCAGGAACUCGUUAUUACGCAAAUCCUUAAAUGAUAAAUCUAUCGAUAUAAUUUUGUCUUCUCUUACCGGUAAUACAUACAAACAGUAUG